GACACGGAGUGGAAGGCAAAAUGGCGGCGGCAGCGAUGGCCUGGUGCUGAGGGGAGAGCCAGGUCCUCGCGACCCCGCGUCGGGCCGCGCUGGCCGGCCGCAGCCCCCCGGCGUGUGUCCCCGCCCUGCCCCAUCCCGAACCCGGAGCGACGCUAGGGGCCCUGGGGGACGGGCUCCGGGCCGCCGCGGCGCCGGCCCUCGGGCCCGCAGCGGCUGUCCAGAAGCCUCACCGUCCCCUGCAGGUUAGUUACUUCCACUGUAAAGGAUUUUAACAUUCCUGGGACUUCCCCUUUCACCUUGGCUCAGAAGAAGCUCUGAGUCUUUGAGUUAGCUCCUUAAGAAGUGCUUUGCAGGGGCCACAUAUAGAUGCUUUCAUGAAGAGGGGUGAAAAGCCAGAAGGGUACAGACAGAUGAGGCCUAAGACCUUUCCUGCCAGCAACUACCCUGGCAGCAGCCGACAGAUGCUGCAGGAGAUCCGAGAAUCCCUGAGGAAUUUAUCAAAACCAUCUGAUGCUUCGAAGGCCGAGCAUAACCUGAAUAAGAUGUCGACUGAAGAUCCCAGGCAGGUGAGAAAUCCACCCAAAUUUGGCACACAUCAUAAAGCCUUGCAAGAAAUUCGAAACUCUCUACUACCAUUUGCAAAUGAAACAAGUUCUUCCCGGAGCCCUUCAGAAGUUAAUCCACAGAUGUUUCAGGAUUUGCAGGCUGCUGGCUUUGAUGAGGACAUGGUUAUUCAAGCUCUUCAGAAAACCAAUAACAGAAGCAUAGAAGCCGCUGUUGAAUUCAUUAGUAAAAUGAGUUACCAAGACCCUCGUCGAGAGCAGAUGUCUGCAGCAGCUGCCAGGCCUAUUAAUGCCACCAUGAAACCAGGAAAUGUGCAACAUUCAAUUAACCGAAAACAAAGCUGGAAAGGUUCUAAAGAGUCUCUAGUUCCUCAGAGACACGGCCCAUCUCUAGGAGAAAAUGUGGUUUAUCGUUCUGAAAGCCCCAACUCACAGGCGGAUGUAGGAAGACCUCUGUCUGGAUCCGGCAUUGCAGCAUUUGCUCAAGCUCACCCAAGCAAUGGACAGAGAGUGAACCCCCCACCACCACCUCAAGUUAGGAGUGUUACUCCUCCACCACCUCCGAGAGGCCAGACCCCACCUCCCCGAGGCACCACUCCCCCUCCCCCCUCAUGGGAACCAAGCUCUCAGACAAAGCGCUACUCUGGGAACAUGGAGUACGUAAUCUCCCGAAUCUCCCCUGUUCCACCUGGGGCGUGGCAGGAGGGCUACCCUCCACCACCUCUUACCACUUCUCCCAUGAAUCCCCCUAGCCAGGCUCAGAGGGCCAUUAGUUCUGUUCCAGUUGGUAGACAACCCAUCAUCAUGCAGAGUACUAGCAAAUUUAACUUUACACCAGGGCGACCUGGAGUUCAGAAUGGUGGUGGUCAGUCUGAUUUUAUCGUGCACCAAAAUGUCCCCACUGGUUCUGUGACUCGGCAGCCACCACCUCCAUAUCCUCUGACCCCAGCUAAUGGACAAAGCCCCUCUGCUUUACAAACAGGGGCUUCUGCUGCUCCACCAUCAUUCGCCAAUGGAAACGUUCCUCAGUCGAUGAUGGUGCCCAACAGGAACAGUCAUAACAUGGAGCUUUAUAAUAUUAAUGUCCCUGGACUGCAAACAGCCUGGCCCCAGUCGUCUUCUGCUCCUGCGCAGUCAUCCCCAAGCGGUGGGCAUGAAAUUCCUACAUGGCAACCUAACAUACCAGUGAGGUCAAAUUCUUUUAAUAACCCAUUAGGAAGUAGAGCAAGUCACUCUGCUAAUUCUCAGCCUUCUGCCACUACAGUCACUGCCAUCACACCCGCUCCUAUUCAACAGCCCGUGAAAAGCAUGCGCGUCCUGAAACCAGAGCUGCAGACUGCUUUAGCCCCAACCCAUCCUUCUUGGAUGCCACAGCCAGUUCAGACUGUUCAGCCUACCCCUUUUUCUGAGGGUACAGCUUCAAGUGUGCCUGUCAUCCCACCUGUUGCUGAAGCUCCAAGCUAUCAAGGUCCACCACCGCCUUAUCCAAAACAUCUGCUACACCAAAACCCAUCUGUCCCUCCAUAUGAGUCAGUAAGUAAGCCCUGCAAAGAUGAACAGCCUAGCUUACCCAAGGAAGAUGAUAGUGAGAAGAGUGCGGACAGUGGUGACUCUGGGGAUAAAGAAAAGAAACAGAUUACAACUUCACCUAUCACUGUUCGGAAAAACAAGAAAGAUGAAGAACGAAGAGAGUCUCGGAUUCAGAGUUACUCCCCACAGGCCUUUAAGUUCUUCAUGGAGCAGCACGUAGAGAACGUCCUGAAGUCUCAUCAGCAGCGUCUGCAUCGGAAGAAGCAGCUAGAAAAUGAAAUGAUGCGGGUUGGAUUAUCUCAAGAUGCCCAGGAUCAAAUGAGAAAGAUGCUUUGCCAGAAAGAGUCUAACUAUAUUCGUCUUAAAAGGGCUAAAAUGGACAAGUCUAUGUUUGUAAAGAUAAAGACAUUAGGAAUAGGAGCGUUUGGUGAAGUCUGUCUAGCAAGAAAAGUCGAUACUAAAGCUUUGUAUGCAACAAAGACUCUUCGAAAGAAAGACGUUCUGCUCCGAAAUCAGGUGGCUCAUGUGAAAGCGGAGAGGGAUAUCCUAGCAGAAGCCGACAAUGAGUGGGUGGUCCGCCUGUACUACUCUUUCCAGGACAAGGACAACUUGUACUUUGUGAUGGACUACAUUCCUGGGGGGGAUAUGAUGAGCCUAUUAAUUAGAAUGGGCAUCUUUCCUGAAAAUCUGGCACGAUUCUACAUAGCAGAACUUACCUGUGCAGUUGAAAGUGUUCAUAAAAUGGGUUUUAUUCAUAGAGAUAUUAAACCUGAUAACAUUUUGAUUGACCGUGAUGGCCAUAUUAAAUUGACUGACUUUGGCUUGUGCACUGGCUUCAGAUGGACACAUGACUCCAAGUACUACCAGAGUGGGGAUCACCCACGGCAAGAUAGCAUGGAUUUCAGUAACGAAUGGGGAGAUCCUUCCAAUUGUCGGUGUGGGGACAGACUGAAGCCACUGGAGCGGAGAGCUGCUCGCCAGCACCAGCGAUGUCUAGCCCAUUCUCUGGUUGGGACUCCCAAUUAUAUUGCACCUGAAGUGCUACUGCGAACAGGAUAUACACAGCUGUGUGACUGGUGGAGUGUUGGUGUUAUUCUUUUUGAAAUGUUGGUGGGACAACCUCCUUUCUUGGCACAAACCCCAUUAGAAACACAAAUGAAGGUUAUCAACUGGCAAACUUCUCUUCACAUCCCUCCUCAAGCUAAGCUGAGUCCUGAAGCCUCUGACCUCAUUAUCAAACUUUGUCGAGGACCAGAAGACCGCCUCGGCAAGAACGGUGCUGAUGAGAUAAAGGCUCAUCCAUUUUUUAAGACCAUCGAUUUCUCUAGUGAUCUGAGACAGCAGUCUGCUUCAUACAUCCCUAAAAUCACGCAUCCAACAGAUACAUCCAAUUUCGACCCUGUUGAUCCUGAUAAAUUGUGGAGCGAUGGCAGCGAGGAGGAAAAUAUCAGUGACACUCUGAACGGAUGGUAUAAAAAUGGGAAGCACCCCGAGCACGCUUUCUAUGAGUUCACCUUUCGGAGGUUUUUUGAUGACAAUGGCUACCCAUAUAAUUAUCCAAAGCCUAUUGAGUAUGAAUACAUUCAUUCACAGGGCUCAGAACAACAGUCUGAUGAAGAUGAUCAACACACAAGCUCCGAUGGAAACAACCGAGAUCUAGUGUAUGUUUAAUAAACUAGGAGAUCAUUGUAAGAAUUUGCAAGAGGCCUGAAGUGCAGGGGUUUUUGAAGUUUUGAGAAAAUUAUGCAAAUGUGACAGAGUUUGUGUGCUCUGUGUACAAUAUUUUAUUUUCCUAAGUUAUGGGAAAUUGUUUUAAAAUGUUAAUUUAUUCCACCCUUUUAAUUCAGUAAUUUAGAAAAAAUUGUUAUAAGGAAAGUAAAUUAUGAACUGAGUAUUAUAGUCAAUUCUUGGUACUUAAAGUACUUAAAAAAUAGUGCUCUGUUUAAAAAGAGAAGCCUGGUAUCUUUUGUAUAUAUGAUAAAUAAUUUUAAAAUUCAAGAAUUUUUGAAGAUUUUUGAAAGACAGUUUUAUCUUGCUUUAACCAAAUAUGAAAUAUAACCAUAUUUCCCUUGUAACUUUGGGUUUAGUUCCCAAUACGCUAAAGAAAUCAAGCCGUUGUUUUAGAAGGUAAGGUGUUCCUAGAGUAAUUUUAAUCUUGAAGUCAUAUCCUGUAAUCACAAAUACAGAGCAAAAACAAUAUGUUCACUAGAAAUAAUGCAGCUUACCCCUUCCCUCCCCAGAAGUCUUCAACCUAACCUAGCAUUUUUCUUUCAGAUACCGGCUUUAAAGAAGCCAGAGCACUGCUAGUUUUGUUUCCAGAUUGGUAUUAAUGCUGCUUCCAGUUUUUGUUUUAUUGGGAUUUUUGUUUUGGUUUGGUUUUGGGUUUUUUUUCGAGGGGUGGGGGUAUUGUUUUGUUUUGAUUUUUUUUUUUUUGUUUUGGUUUGGUUUUUUGGGGGGCAGGGGAUUGAGACAGGGUUUCUCUGUGUAGCCCUGGCUGUCCUGGAACUCGCUCUGUGACCAGGCUGGCCUCAGACUCAGAGGUUCACCAGACUCUGCCUCCCCCGAGAGCUGGAAUUAAAAGUGUGUGCCACCACACCCAGCUGUUUCCAGUUUUAAAAGGGAACAAAGUUGCCAUGAAUUGAAUUUUCAAACUGAAACUAAGAUCUGUAAUAUUUGUAUCUUAAAAUUAGAAGAAAAAUUUCCAUCUCCUAAGUAAAGAAAUUAUUUUCAGUUUGUAAUUUUUUUUUUUAAUUUACGUGUAUGUACUCACUAAGAAAGUACAUUUUCUAGGGGCUAAGGAUAUGGCUCAGUGGUAGAGCACUUGCCUAACAUACACAAAGCCUUGGGUUCAGUCCCUAGCCCCUGCCACAUAAAGGUACCUUUGUUGUACAGUGACCAAUCUUGAUUGUGUCAUUGAUGCUAUAGAUUUCCUUUUUCAGAACAGUGCUACAAUACAAAUUGUUGGCAAAGGAAAUGUAACUAUUUGGCACUAUUAUACCUAAGAGUAGAUUAAUUGGUUAAAAAUAAUUAUUAAUUAACUCUUAAUUGGGAUGAGCAUCCCUAAUUAGAUACAUAGUAGUUUAGAAAGUGAAAACUUCCUAAGUUAUUUAAGAUUAAUGUCCUAUUUAUAUAAUGUUUAGGUUCUAAGGAAGAAUUGUGGAUCCCUAACAAACAUCUUAGGAACAUCUUUUAGGAAGAAGAAUGGGGCUGUACUCUGACCUUAGUAAAGUUUGUAUGUAUAUUAUUUCAUUUUUUCAAGGUUUAUUGACAUGAAUUGCUUUAUCAGACUUAAUGUUUGUGGCUAGGAAUGAUGUUUACCUAUCUAGCUUUCUUAUAAAAGAUAAUUUGUUUAAAACCAUAUGUAUAGUAAAAUUAAAAGCAAAGCUAUUUGUUUGAAUUGGGGAGAGAGAAAAACAUUAUUAGCUUACACUUUCAUGUUGAGCUUGGAACCUGUCACGUGUACAAGUGAGCCUUCAGACCAUAGAUCAUUUUGAGAUAAAGACUAUGUGAACUCAGGCCCUACUGAAAAAAAGUGUGUAUCCACACAUACAUUAGAAAGUGUUGCAUGCACUCUCAAGAGACCCUGGGUGUGAUAAAACUUCCCAGACAGCAGGUUAAAGACCUACAUCCUGUGAGUCAAUUGCUAUAUCAAAGUAAGACCUUUGAUAUCCUUUGACUUUAUUGCACAGCGCUCAGAUGAGCACGUUUGUAAACAAGUAAUGAUCUGCUCUUGGAAUGAGCCCGUGAAAGCAACACAGCACAGACAUGUCUAUAACAUGAAAGCAGCACAACACAGACAUGUCUAUAACACUGUUCUAACGGCACUGGUGUCUUGUGAUUCUGAGGGCUCCUGAUGAGAGCUGUCACCAGACAGUCUUCACAGCAUGGAGCGUCUGAAGUCUGAAGGCCCUAUGCAAAGCAUGCAUUGAGGGAGGUUUGGCCUGGGUCCCUCCCACAGGUCAGAAAGACAGCCCUCUGACCUUCGGGCUCUUCACUCAGACUGACAUUUUCAUUUAGUGGUUUUACACCUGGAUCAUGUUCACAACGCAGGACUGCUAAGGUGCUGCCCCUCCCCACGACCAUGGUGCCUCAGAAUGUAAACACUAAUUCUACGUCCUUCUUUGCUUCCCUCGGACAGUAUAAGCUUCUAGCGUUUGUCUGAGGCAGUAUACAAGGAUUCGGUAUCUGCAAUUUUAGUAUUUUGUUCACAAUUUUAACAUUUUGGAUGCUCAUGUUGGUUAUUUUACCCCUGACUACACCCAGUUCUCCCAGCAUAGGAGUUGCUGCUUUCUGAGCAAACAAUGAGCACAGCAUAGAAAACAUAGACACUUAAUUAAAACGGCAAAGACGCUGCUCUCCAGCUCUCCCCUAGAACCCGCCGUCUCCUGUGCGUGCCCCUUCAGUGUGUAUCAGUGGUAUUUAUAAAAUGUGCUCUAUAAUUAUGUGCUUGUACAUACUGGUAUAUGUUGUGCAGUGAUGUCCUGAGGCAGGCCCUGUUGCUGUAUCUGUCCUACCUUCCUAUUUGUAAUAGAAACUAUAGAAUGUAUGACUAAGAAGUCACUUUGAGAUUGACUUUUAUAAAAAGUUAUUUACCUUCUGCUGUUGAGAAGUGCAAAACUGUGAGUGGAAAUGUUUUAUUCUGAUUUAAUAAUAUGUUAGAAAUUAGAAACCCAGUGGGAGGAGUUUUUAGAUAUGCUGCUGCUGUUACCCAAGGUACUUUAGAAAUUUUCCUUUAAUAAAAAAAUUCCUUUGAUAUUUAAAGUAAAACAGUCUGUUUUUGAAUCUAAAACUGUAAUUUGGGUCAACAUAUUGGUCUAUUUGUAAAGUGCCUUAGUAUAUUCCUUUGUGGAGGGCACUACCCAGUUUACUUUUAUAUUGUCUUAUGUAUAUAAGGGUUUUAUAUUACAAUGGAAUCAAUGGCAACACUACCAUUUUAUAAAACAGUGCUUUGCUAGGAAAAAUUACAGCUUUGCAAUAUAACAACUGUUUUUGGAUAUUUCUGAAUGUACUAGAACAAAUAAUCAGUCUGUUUUUAAUGAAUCUAUUUGUAUUUUCCCAAUCAUUCCCUCUAGUGUAAUAUUUGCUGGGAUAAUAAAAAAGGCAAACUUCAAAUUUUUUCAAU
This is a messenger RNA of Mus musculus (house mouse), 7215 nucleotides long. RefSeq names its product large tumor suppressor (gene Lats1). Gene Ontology annotation, cellular component: midbody; glutamatergic synapse; spindle. Gene Ontology annotation, biological process: regulation of ubiquitin-dependent protein catabolic process; regulation of transforming growth factor beta receptor signaling pathway; hippo signaling. Gene Ontology annotation, molecular function: protein serine kinase activity; nuclear estrogen receptor binding; protein serine/threonine kinase activity. The coding region runs from base 375 to 3764 and encodes 1129 amino acids. NCBI's taxonomy places the organism in Eukaryota, Metazoa, Chordata, Mammalia, Rodentia, Muridae. The transcript is spliced from 8 exons. The record is from RefSeq and is marked validated.